CGGCCGCCAUGGCGGAUAGCGGCCCCGCGGGGGGCGCGGCGUUGGCUGCCCCGGCCCCCGGACCGGGUAGUGGCAGCACAGGGCCCCGAGUCUACUUCCAGAGUCCCCCUGGGGCCGCAGGCGAAGGCCCGGGGGGCGCGGAUGAUGAUGGCCCGGUGAGACGGCAAGGGAAGGUCACCGUCAAGUACGACCGCAAGGAGCUGCGGAAGCGCCUCAACCUGGAGGAGUGGAUUUUAGAACAGCUCACGCGACUCUACGACUGCCAGGAGGAGGAGAUCCCAGAGCUGGAGAUCGAUGUGGAUGAACUCUUGGACAUGGAAAGUGAUGAUACUCGGGCUGCUAGAGUCAAGGAGCUGCUAGUUGACUGUUACAAACCCACUGAGGCCUUCAUCUCUGGCCUGCUGGACAAGAUCCGGGGCAUGCAGAAGCUGAGCACACCCCAGAAGAAGUAAGGGUCCUGACUCAGAUGACCAUGGCUCCCACAGGACAAUCGCUGCCCCCCAACCUAGUAGCAACAGCAAUACUGGGGGACCCUGCAGCCAGGCCUGGUGCCAUGGGCAGGGAUCCCUGUGCCCCGCCUAGGGGCUGUUCCCUCGCCCUCAGUUUUCCAUUUUGGGGUUUUUUAUUGUUAUUAAACUGAUGGGACUUUUUGUGUUUUUAUAUUGACUCUGCGGCGCAGGCCCUUUGAAAAUAAAGCUAGGAUACAGCCUUUGGAGCAGCUA
Rattus norvegicus (Norway rat) is the source of this 722-nucleotide messenger RNA. It is a transcript of the gene Ppp1r14b, whose product is annotated as protein phosphatase 1, regulatory (inhibitor) subunit 14B. The coding region runs from base 9 to 452 and encodes 147 amino acids. Gene Ontology annotation, molecular function: protein phosphatase regulator activity; phosphatase inhibitor activity. The transcript has 4 exons. Gene Ontology annotation, cellular component: cytoplasm. NCBI's taxonomy places the organism in Eukaryota, Metazoa, Chordata, Mammalia, Rodentia, Muridae. The record is from RefSeq and is marked provisional.